Messenger RNA from Chinchilla lanigera (long-tailed chinchilla), 467 nucleotides. RefSeq names its product galanin/GMAP prepropeptide (gene Gal). Gene Ontology annotation, cellular component: extracellular region. The record is from RefSeq and is a predicted model, not a curated record. Lineage: Eukaryota; Metazoa; Chordata; Mammalia; Rodentia; Chinchillidae. Gene Ontology annotation, molecular function: hormone activity.
GCAAAGGAGAAGAGAGGCUGGACCCUGAACAGCGCCGGCUACCUGCUGGGCCCGCAUGCCGUCGACAACCACAGAUCAUUUAGUGACAAGCACGGCCUCGCUGGCAAGAGGGAGCUCCAGCCAGAUGGCGACAUGCAGACAGGAAGCUUUGACAGGUCAUUGCCUGAGAACAACAUUGUGCGCACCAUAAUUGAGUUUCUGACUUUCUUACAUCUCAAAGAGGCCGGGCUCCUAGGCAGCCUGCCGGGCGUCCCCUCCGCAGGGUCCCCGGAGGACAUGGAGCAGUCCUGAGCCGCCACCUUUCCCAGUGUGGUCAUCUGUGUUGUGAUUUAAAGUCACACUAAGAUGAUAAACUUAUGCCAACUUCUGCGGAGUAAAUCACUUCUGUUCUCUGCUUUGAUGCUGUGUUGUUAUGACUUAAGUUUUUCCUUUUUUGUAAUUAUUUUGAGUGACAAAAUAAAAAAUAG